This is a messenger RNA of Tetrahymena thermophila SB210, 1092 nucleotides long. RefSeq names its product transmembrane protein, putative. The record is from RefSeq and is a predicted model, not a curated record. Lineage: Eukaryota; Ciliophora; Oligohymenophorea; Hymenostomatida; Tetrahymenidae. The transcript has 2 exons.
AUGCUAAAUAAAAAUAAAUUGCAGUAGAUAAUAUUAUUAAUCGAUUAUAAAUUACUGGGUUUUUUUAUAAAAAUAAUUGAAAAUUUAAAAAAAGUUACUUUAAGCAAAAAUAAAGAACUUGUUUUAUAAAUAUUUCUCAAUGAUAUUGAUAAAUUAUUCAAAAAUAACAUUUAGAAUUUAUAGGUUGAUUUUGCAGUUAAUAUUUAGCAAAAAAUUAAUUAGUAAAAUCUCAUCAAACUUUUAUAUAACGAAGAAUAUCCUAGAAAAUGUACAAAUUUAAUAGCUAAAAUAUUAUUAGAUGAAAAUUAAGAUUAGAAUUUAGAGACAAACUAUACUUUUCAAAUAACUUAAAUAUUUGAUAGAUAUAUUUUAAUAACAAAAUCAUAAAUUUCUUUAAAUAGCUUAUAAGUUAGCAUAUUAAAAGAAACAGCAAUUAAAUAUUUAGAAUAUAAGAAUAAAUAUGCAAUCUAGCAUUAAACUUUCAAAAGCUAAAUAAAUAAGAACAAAAGCUAUAUACUCUAAAAAAUACUAUAAAAUUAAAAUUAAAGAAAAAAUUUUUAAGUAUUUUUGAUAUCCUUUCAAUAAAAAAUAGAAUUAGAUGCUAAUUUAAAUUAUAAUUGCAAUUUGUUUUAAAAAAUUUAUCUUUUUUAAGUUAAAAAAAGUAUAAAAAUAAGAAAUAAUGCUUAUUUAAAUUUAUAUUAAGAAACUCUAAUAAAAUUCAAUUCAAAUUAUGAAUAAGAAUUGAUAUUCAGAUAUGUAAGUUCAAAAUUAUCUGGUAAAUUUAUAAAAAAUCUAAAUUUAGAUUUUUCAUAAUUUAAUUUUGAAUUGGAUGAAAUUACUAUAGAAUCUCUAAAGCUUAAAUUACAAAAAUAUUAGCUUUUUUCUUUGAAGAUAUAGUUUACAGAUAGUCUAUUUGAAUACUAAACUCUAAUUAAUUUUCUAAAAUGCAUUAAAUUAUAUAAAUUUGGAAAAAUCUGUGUAAAUUUUAAAAAUAUAGAAUUUAAAUCUAUAGAAAGAAUGAGAGAUAUUUUGGAUUACUUAUAUUAAAAUAAAAUUUUAUCAUAUCUCUUUGCAAUUCUUAAAAGAAGUUGA